UCUAUGUAUACAAUUUCACACACGAAUAUCAACAACAUGUCAACAGAAUUUAUAUGUUUUACAAAAUUUAUUGUUAACAUAUUUCCUUCCAUAUACAUAUUUUCCAAAUUCGCUGAAAAAAAUGAGUUCACGUAAUACGACUGAGGUGCAAACCUUUAGUCCUAAAGUGGAAUAUGUGCUCUUGUUGGAUAAGCUACGGGAGGAUUUUAAUAAAAGAUUUUCCCAAAAUGUACCCUCACCGACCACUGGCCUGGAAAAAUACAUCAUUAAAGCCACCCUGGGUGCUGGAUCUUUUGGGAAAGUGCAAUUGGUUAAGGAUAAAGAUUCCAAUAACUAUUACGCCUCAAAGCAGCUAAGCAAGGAUCAGAUUGUGAAAACCAAGCAGAUAGGACAUGUGAUGAGCGAGAAAAUGGUGCUGAAAUCUAUACAAUUUCCAACAGUUGUGCAUUUGGUAGCCUCCUACAAGGACACUGAUUCCCUAUAUCUAAUACUGCCACUUAUCUCAGGCGGUGAACUAUUCACCUAUCAUCGCAAAGUGCGCAAGUUUAGCGAGAAACAGGCCCGAUUCUAUGCCGGACAGGUCUUUCUGGCACUCGAAUACUUGCAUCAUUGCAGUCUGCUCUAUCGCGAUCUGAAGCCAGAGAACAUUAUGCUGGACAGGAAUGGCUACAUAAAGGUCACGGAUUUUGGUUUUGCCAAGCGGGUCGAGACUCGCACGAUGACGCUGUGCGGCACACCCGAAUAUUUGCCACCAGAGAUCAUAAAAUCGAAGCCAUAUGGCACCAGCGUGGAUUGGUGGGCCUUCGGUAUACUCAUCUUUGAGUUUGUGGCCGGACACUCACCAUUCUCGGGCAGCAAUCGUGAUGUGAUGGCCAUGUAUUCGAAAAUCUGUGAUGGUGACUAUAAGAUGCCAAGUUCCUUUAGCCAUGCAUUGCGCCAUCUGGUCGACAAUUUGUUGCAAGUCGAUCUCUCUAAGCGCUAUGGUAAUCUGAUUAAUGGCAAUAAGGAUAUCAAGGAUCAUGAGUGGUUCAAAGAACUCGACUGGAUACCGCUGCUCAAUCAACAGCUGCGUGCUCCUUAUGUGCCCAACAUCAGCAGUCCCGAGGAUAUUUCCAAUUUCGACAAAUUGCCCGAAAGCAAGCCCCGAGAAAAGGCCAAGGUGAUGCGCCAUGAAGAGGCUUUCGCUGAUUUCUAAUCGGCGCCAACUGUAAAAAGUAUUUUGUACUCUUUUUCGGAUUGCAUAUAUUUUGGUGUUUUAUGUCUACUGUACAGAGAGUGUUUGAUGAA
Molecule: messenger RNA, 1287 nt
Organism: Scaptodrosophila lebanonensis
Lineage: Eukaryota; Metazoa; Arthropoda; Insecta; Diptera; Drosophilidae
Product: cAMP-dependent protein kinase catalytic subunit 2
Exons: 4
Coding region: 122-1195 (357 amino acids)
Biological process (GO): peptidyl-serine phosphorylation
Cellular component (GO): nucleus; cAMP-dependent protein kinase complex
Molecular function (GO): cAMP-dependent protein kinase activity; ATP binding
Source: RefSeq, a predicted model, not a curated record